AUGUCCGUAGAGGAUAGGAUCGAGGAAAACCCAGCGGUCUCGACCGUUGAGCGCACCCAACCAGUCGAAACUGUCCCCACGCCAGUGCACGAGCAGCCAACCGAGAGUCAAGCAUGGAUUCCAGGAACAUAUGUAUUGCUGAACGCCAGGAGCGGAACAGCCCUCGAUCUUUCCGGCGCGGACCAGAGGUCAUUGAUCGGCUUCCCCGCACACAUGGGACAGAACCAGCAGUGGGAGUUCAUUCCGAGUGGAAGCGGUUACACCAUCAGAAGCGCAUGCGCAUCGUCUUGUGAAUUGUAUCUGUCGGUUGAAUCAGUCCGCGAUAACGCGCCGAUCAUAGCCAGCCCAUUCCCGAGCUGCUGGGACGUCCAAUUUGACGAGAAGCAUGGUAGUGCCCUGCGGUCAGUAUACAUGCAAAUGAGACUAUACGCUUCUCGUUCUUAUACUUCCUGCUUCCUAGUAUUCAUUGGCCAAACACGGACUUCGUCCUGGAUCUGGCAGAUUGGGGAAGCGCGACUCCAGGUACAAAGGUCAGCGUGA
Messenger RNA from Postia placenta MAD-698-R-SB12, 540 nucleotides. RefSeq names its product carbohydrate-binding module family 13 protein. Bases 1 to 540 code for a protein of 179 amino acids. The transcript has 2 exons. NCBI's taxonomy places the organism in Eukaryota, Fungi, Basidiomycota, Agaricomycetes, Polyporales, Adustoporiaceae. The record is from RefSeq and is a predicted model, not a curated record.